UGUGCGGUGUGGGCACUUAUCUGUUCAUUUCUUUCUCUAGUGGAGAGAAGCCGGCUGCAAGAAAUGCUAUCACUUCUGGGGCUAGAGGCCUAUCAGGUGCAGAAACUCAGCCUCCAGACUUCCCUGCAGAUCAGCUCUGACAGCAUGAAGAACUGGGCCCCUCAGGUGCCCAAAGACUUGCCCUGGAACUUUCUAAGGAAGCUCCAGGCCCUCAAUGCCGAGGCCAGAAACACCACCAUGGUGCUGGAUGUGCCCCCGGAAGCCCGGCCUGGGGAAAAGGAGGGCCACCUGGAGGAGGAGGUCCUGUACUGGGACACUGCUGAUGACGUUUCUGCUGACAUCUACUCCUUCUCGGAGCUGCCUACCCCGGACACCCCAGUGAACCCGCUGGACCUCCUCUGCGCCCUGUUGCUUUCCUCAGACGGCUUCCUGCAGCAGGACAUCGUCUUAAAGAUGCUCCUCUGUCAGUUUGCUCUCCCCCUUGUGCUGCCGGACUCAGAGAACCACUACCACGUGUUUCUGCUGUGGGCCCUGCGGGGCCUAGUGCGGACAUGGUGGUCACAGCCCAUGCGGGGGCCGGGAAGUUUCAAGGAGGACAGCGUGGUCCUCCCCAGGAUGCCCACCUUUACCUUUGUCCGCAUGGACGUGAGCAGUAACUCCAAGUCGCAGCUGCUCAAUGCCAUCCUCAGCCCAAGCCAUAAACCCCGGGACUGCUUCUGGCAUCGGGACCUGAACUUGGGCGCCAGCCCGCGGGAGAUCGCAGAUGGCCUGGUUGAAAUCUCCUGGUUUUUCCCAAGUGGCCGGGAGGAUGUGGACAUCUUCUCGGAGCCCGUGGCCUUCCUAAACUUGAGAGGCGACAUUGGGUCUCACUGGCUGCAGUUUAAGCUGUUGGCGGACAUCUCCUCUGCCGUCUUUAUCCUGACGGACAACAUCAGUAAGAAGGAGUACAAACUGUUGCUCUCGAUGAAGGAGUCGAACACCAAAUACUAUUUUAUCCUGAGCCCCUACCGAGGCAAGCGGAACACCAACCUGAGGUUCCUGAAUAAACUGAUCCCCGUGCUGAAAAUGGACUACUCGCAUGUCCUGGUGAAGGUCAGCAGCACGGACAACGAGAGCUUUGUGCGGAGGCUCCAGUCCAUCGUGCGCUGCGUGAUGCGGUCGCCGUGCAGGAGAGUGUCGGUGGAGGACAUGGCCAACGCCGCGCGCAAGCUGGGCCUCAGAGUGGACGAAGACUGCGAGGAGUGUCAGAAGGCCAAGGAGCGGAUGGAGAAAAUUACCAGGAAAAUCCGCGACCCCGACGCCUACCGAAGGGAGGAGCUGCGGCUGCAGGGGGAGGCCUGGCGGAAGGUGGCGCUGGUGGAAAAGGAGCUCUCUCGUCUUCAGUGGGUUGGAGACCCUCCGGAGACGUGCAGGUCUGAGCUGAGGGGCAGGGUCCUGGAACUUCGAGCGCAGCAGAACAGCCUCGACCCCACCUGGGGGUUGCAAGAGUUUAUCAGGGGCAUCAGCUGCCCCUCACAGGGGGAGAAGCAAUACUUCCUGAGAUGGAUGGAGUUGGGCCUGGCCAGGCUCGGGCAGCAGAGGCUCAGGCCCCCUCCAGAGACGCUCCUCAGCCUGAGGGCCAAGCACUGCGGGGUUGUGGAUGCUACAGAGCUGCUCUGGCCCGAACCCCUCGGGGUGGAGCACUUCCUGCGGGAAAUGGGACAGUUUUAUGAAGCAGAAAGCUGCCUGGUUGAGGCUGGGAAGUUACCAGCCAGCCAGCGGCGGUUCACCCACUUCCCAGGCCUGGCCUUGGAGCUGCUGCUGCGGGGGUUCCCCCUGGAGCUGGUGGACGGGGCCAGCCUCAGUGUCCCCCUGCGCUGGGUCACUGGGCUGCUCAAGGAGCUGCAGGCUCGGCUGGAGAGAAGGUCGCGCCUGGUGGUGCUGUCAGCCCUGGGCAUACCGGGCACGGGCAAGUCCACACUGCUGAACACCAUGUUUGGGCUGCGGUUUGCUGCCGGCAAGAGCAGCAGCCCCCGGGGGGCCUUCAUGCAGCUUGUGGAAGUGACGGAGAGUUUCAGCCAGGACCUGGGUUGUGACCAUAUCCUGGUGAUCGACUCGGGAGGGUGGCUUGGGGGGGCGCUGACCACAGCGGGAGAGCGGUUUGAGUCGGAGGCCUCUCUGGCCACACUGAUUAUGGGACUGAGCAACGUCACGGUGGUCAGCUUAGCGGAAACGAGGGAUGUCCCCCUGGCUCUUCUGCACGCGUUCCUGAGGCUGGAGACCAGCGGGCACACCCCCAGCUAUCAGUUUGUCUACCAAAACCUCCAUGGCCCAUCUGCCGCCAGCCCCCAGCUGAGAGAUGGGAAGCAGUGCUCAGAGCCCCUGAGUGAGGGGGGUCUGCCUUUGGCCUGUGGGGAAGCACGAGGAGACGGUGUCCGGACACUGGCUAAUGUGGCCUUUGGUGACCCAGAGAAACAGCACGUGUGGCACAUUCCUGGCCUGUGGCAUGGGGUCCCCCCCAUGGCUCCGGUGAGUUUGGGAUACAGUGAAGCCAUCUUUGAGUUGAAGAGAUGCAUGCUGGAAAACAUCAGGAAUGGUCUAUCCAACCAACACAAAAACAUCCAGCAGCUCAUUGAGCUGGUGACGCAACUGUGAGUUCCACGAGAAAAGACAUUCAGCUGUCGGAGGGCUGCUAUGUGGGGCCCGUGUGGAGCACGAGUGGGCUUCCAUGUGGGGCACAUCACAGGGUAGCGAUGCCUCAGUCCUGAACUGAGGCCUGGUAAGAACCGCUGGCACCCGAUCCAGCCUGAGAAAGAAGACAAGCAAUAGGUCAGGAGCCUGGCAUCUCCUGAACAGUGUUUUCAAAAUAAGGGGGCAGCCUCGCAGAGGAACUCCAAGGGGUCCGGG
Molecule: messenger RNA, 2886 nt
Organism: Echinops telfairi (small Madagascar hedgehog)
Lineage: Eukaryota; Metazoa; Chordata; Mammalia; Afrosoricida; Tenrecidae
Gene: URGCP
Product: upregulator of cell proliferation
Exons: 1
Molecular function (GO): GTP binding
Source: RefSeq, a predicted model, not a curated record